Molecule: messenger RNA, 3102 nt
Organism: Juglans regia (Persian walnut)
Lineage: Eukaryota; Viridiplantae; Streptophyta; Magnoliopsida; Fagales; Juglandaceae
Product: probable linoleate 9S-lipoxygenase 5
Exons: 9
Coding region: 155-3010 (951 amino acids)
Biological process (GO): lipid oxidation
Molecular function (GO): metal ion binding; protein binding; oxidoreductase activity, acting on single donors with incorporation of molecular oxygen, incorporation of two atoms of oxygen
Source: RefSeq, a predicted model, not a curated record
CUGCAUAGUUCUCGAUCAGUCAAAACCAUGCAUAUUCACUCAUCCCUAUAAGUAUCAUGAGCUUUAGCUCUCUCCUUCCUCGUACCAACUCUGCAAAUUCCUCAAGUCUUGCCUAUAUUAUUGUAAUUUGCUUACCUCUUGAUUCAAGCAAGAGAUGUUUCACUUAACAGAUCUGAGUGUGUCACCAAUUAAGUCAUGUGGUGGGGUAAGGCCGAUCACAACCAUUGAAUCCGUAAUCAAUGGUGGAGAUCGCUUUACAUCAGUGCAUAGUACUCGUCGUACUGUUCGACCCAUAUCUUUUAUCAGGACCCAGCUUGGUUUUUCAUUCAUGAGAACUGAUUUAUUGCCAUCGAGACGCCUGAAAAUCACCUCAACAGCCGACAUGGACCAAACCCCAAGAGGAGUUCCGGCACCCAAAGGAGCCAAAUCCUCGCACAACACCGUGGAGGUGGCGAAAAACGACAGGGGGAACAAGAAAAUAAAGAUCAAAGGGACUGUGGUGCUAAUGAAGAAGAACGUUUUGGACUUCAACGACUUUCAUGCAUCGGUUCUUGAUCGCGUGCAUGAGUUUUUGGGUCAAGGGGUCUCUCUGCAGCUAAUCAGUGCUGAUAAUGUUGAUCCAGAAAAUAGGUUACAAGGCAAACUUGGAAAGCCAGCAUAUUUGGAAGAUUGGAUUACCACAAUCACCCCCUUAACUGCAGGCGAAUCUGCCUUCAAGGUUACCUUUAAUUGGGACAACGAGAUUGGGGUUCCGGGGGCAUUUCUAAUAAGAAAUAAUCAUCAUAGUGAGUUCUACCUUAGAGGUGUCACGCUUGAAGAUGUUCCAGGACAAGGUCAGAUCCACUUUGUGUGCAACUCAUGGGUUUACCCUGCAGACAAAUACAAGAAAGAUCGCAUUUUCUUCGCUAACAAGACAUAUCUUCCAAGUGAAACACCAGCACCACUACGCAAGUACAGAGAAGAAGAACUAUUGAACUUGAGAGGAGAUGGAAGGGGGAAGCUCCAAGAAUGGGACAGAGUCUAUGACUAUGCUUACUACAAUGAUUUGGGAAGUCCUGAUAAGGGUCCAAAAUAUGUGCGUCCAGUUCUUGGAGGGUCUAGUGAGUACCCUUAUCCGCGCAGGGGAAGAACUGGCCGACCACCAACAAAGACAGAUCCUAAUACCGAGAGCAGGCUGAACCUUCUUAUGAGCAUAAACAUUUACGUCCCAAGAGAUGAAAGAUUUGGUCACUUGAAGAUGUCAGACUUCCUUGCUUACGCACUGAAAGGAAUAGCUCAGUUCCUCAAACCUGAGCUAGAAGAUCUAGUUGACAGCAGCCCCAAUGAGUUUGACAGCAUACAAGAUAUACUCAAACUCUAUGAUGGAGGGAUUGAGCUCCCCAACGGUUUGCUUGAGAAUAUAAGGGACAAGAUCCCAGCAGAGAUGCUCAAGGAAAUCUUCCGAACUGAUGGUGAAGGACUCCUUAAAUUCCCAGUGCCUCAAGUGAUUAAAGAGGAUAGGUUUGGUUGGAGGACUGAUGAAGAAUUUGCUAGAGAAAUGCUGGCUGGAGUAAACCCUGUCAUCAUUCGUCUUCUCCAAGAAUUCCCCCCAUCAAGCAAGUUGGAUAGCAAAGCAUAUGGUGAUCAAACCAGUACAAUAACCAACGACCACAUAGAAAAGUACUUAAAUGGGCUCACCGUAGAUAAGGCAAUCGAGAACAAGAAGCUAUUCAUAUUAGAUCACCAUGAUGCAUUGAUGCCAUAUCUGAGGAGGAUAAACAUGACUUCCACAAAGAUUUAUGCCAGCAGGACACUUCUUUUCUUGAAAGAGGAUGGGACUUUGAAGCCAUUGGCGAUUGAAUUAAGCUUGCCUCAUCCUGAGGGAGACCAAUUUGGAGCCAUUAGCAAAGUAUACACCCCAGCAGAAGAAGGUGUCCAAAGCUACAUUUGGCAAUUGGCUAAAGCUUAUGUUGCUGUCAAUGACUCUGGCUAUCAUCAGCUCAUCAGCCACUGGUUGCAAACCCAUGCAGCAAUGGAGCCAUUCAUAAUAGCAACCAAUAGGCAGUUGAGCGUGCUUCACCCAAUUCAUAAACUGCUGCAUCCACAUUUCCGUGACACUAUGAAUGUAAAUGCAUUAGCCCGGCAGGUCCUCAUCAAUGCUGGUGGUGCCCUGGAGCACACAGUAUUUCCAGCUCAAUAUACCAUGGAGAUGUCAUCAGUAGUUUAUAAAGACUGGGUUUUUCCUGAGCAAGCUCUCCCUUCUGAUCUCAUCAAAAGAGGAAUGGCAGUUAAGGAUGUGAAUUCCCCACAUGGUGUCCGCCUACUGAUAGAGGAUUACCCUUAUGCUGUUGAUGGGUUGGAAAUCUGGUCAGCAAUCGAAGCAUGGGUUGAAGAAUACUGCUCCUUCUAUUACCAGACCGAUGAAAUGGUCCAAAAUGACUCUGAACUGCAGUCCUGGUGGAAGGAACUCAGAGAGGAGGGUCACGGCGACAAGAAAGAUGAGCCCUGGUGGCCAAAAAUGCAGACACGCAAAGAGCUAAUAGAAACAUGCACUACCAUCAUAUGGAUAGCUUCAGCCCUCCAUGCUGCAAUCAACUUUGGACAGUACCCUUUUGGAGGCUACCCUCCAAACCGCCCAGCAAUGAGCCUUCAGUUCAUGCCUGAGGAAGGCACUCCUGAUUAUGAAGAGCUUAAGACAAACCCUGAUAGAGCUUUCUUGAAAAGAUUUACUUCCCAGCUACUGACUGUUCUUGGCAUUUCCCUUGUAGAAGUAUUGUCAAGGCAUUCAUCUGAUGAGAUAUAUCUUGGGCAAAGAGACACUGUAGAGUGGACCUCAGACAACAAACCAUUGGAAGCCUUUGAAAAACUUGGAAAGAAGCUGGCAGAAAUUGAGGAUAGAAUAACAAGGAGGAACAAGGAUAAAAAAUUGAAAAACCGUGCUGGUCCUGUCAAGAUGCCAUACACUUUGCUCUAUCCUUCUAGUCAAGAAGGACUAACUGGCAAGGGCAUUCCCAACAGCGUCUCAAUCUGAAGAGUUACCAAGUACCGACAGUUUCUACACUGUUCUAGCAGAGGGGAAUGUUUGAAUGUUUGGUUAAGAUAAAUCUUGAUAAUGUUUGUGAA